AUGUGGGCUACUGUACUGAGUUGGCUGUUCUUCGGCUGGUACUGUCUCCUGUGGUCGCUCUUCCUCCUUGGGCUGCGAGUAGCGCGAAAACGCUACUCCCGCUCGCCAGCAUCCCAACUUCCACCGCCGCCCCUCCCUGCAUCCUCGGCACCGGGCGUCUCGAUCCUGCGACCACUCCGAGGACUCGACUGCAACCUCUACGAGAACCUCGAGGCGUCCUUCUUGCAGGACUACCCCAAGUUUGAGAUCAUCUUCUCGGUCGCGGACGAGGCAGAUGCCGCGAUCCCUAUUGUCGAGGAGUUGCGGCGGAAGUACCCCAAGGUGCCUGCCAAGCUGAUCAUCGGCGAGGAGAUUGUCGGCGUCAACCCGAAGAUCAACAACCUCAUCCGCCCAUACCGCGCGGCAACUCACGACCUACUUUGGAUCCUUGACUCGAACGUCCUGACCUCACCUCAAUGUCUCUCCCGCUCCGUUCCCCUCUUCUCCCAACCCGCUCGAGGCGGCCGCCAAGUCGGUCUCGUCCACCAUCUCCCGUUUGCCGUCUACCCCGACACGCUCGUCGGCUCCCGCGUCGAGCAGGUCUACCUCUGCUCCACGCAUGCCAAGAUGUACCUCGCCAUCAAUGAGGUCGCCAUCGCUUCGUGCGUUACGGGCAAGUCCUGCCUGUACCGCCGAACAGACCUCAUCCGAGCUUCGGAGCUCAAGCGCCAGCGAGGCAAGCUGCCGCUUCCUCCGCCUGGCGUCACAGACGAGCCUGGACUCGCUGCGUUCGGUCAGUACCUGGGCGAGGACAACGAGAUUGGCGUUGCGCUCUGGGAGGAGCUGGGGCUGAGACACGCGAUGGGUGUCGAGGUCGCUGGCAACGCGGUCGGAACGAUGUCCUUCGGCAAGUAUUUCCGCAGGCGAGUGCGGUGGAUCCGAGUCCGCAAGUACAUGGUGACCGCCUCGACCCUCGUCGAACCGCUCACCGAAGGCGUCCUCACCGCCAUCCUCGGCGCGCUCGCCUUCAAGCACCUGUUCUCCGUCCCCUCGUGGCUCUUCAUCCCGCUCCAUACCCUCGCUUGGUAUCAGCUCGACGUCUCUCUCUACCGGUCCCUGCUCCCCGCUUCGCCCGCAACGUCGACCGUCACUCGACCUCCGGCACACGAUGGCCCUUCCUUCGCCUACUUCAAGGCCUGGGCGCUGCGCGAGCUCCUCGCCCUGCCGAUCUGGCUGUUCGCGAUGCUUGGCGACACAGUUGGCUGGCGGGACGAAGGAACUGUCUAUCGCGUGCAGCGGGAUGGGAGCGUGAGGGCGCUGAAGGACGGCGAGAGCGAAGCGCUGGUCGAGCGGCUGUGGCAGCGGAUUUCGACGAGGUGGUUGGCCGGAAGGGGCGGACUGAACGGGUAUGUGACGCUCAGCCCGGACGACGUAGAGGCACGGGCAUCCUCGCACAUCGAGCCGCGGUAG
Messenger RNA from Rhodotorula toruloides NP11, 1449 nucleotides. RefSeq names its product ceramide glucosyltransferase, glycosyltransferase family 21 protein. Lineage: Eukaryota; Fungi; Basidiomycota; Microbotryomycetes; Sporidiobolales; Sporidiobolaceae. Gene Ontology annotation, molecular function: ceramide glucosyltransferase activity. Gene Ontology annotation, cellular component: membrane. Bases 1 to 1449 code for a protein of 482 amino acids. Gene Ontology annotation, biological process: glucosylceramide biosynthetic process. The record is from RefSeq and is a predicted model, not a curated record. The transcript has 5 exons.